UUGAGAGGUCCUACCUAUUGGAUCAGCGCCGUCGUAGUCGUUUAACCCACAGAUAAAUUAGUGCUAACCCGAGAGAUACAAGUACUUUCGAAUACUUGAAAUUACAAUCAGUGACACAGAACAGUUUGUGUUCCGAGCUAAGAAACAAAGUAUAAACGCAACUCCCAAGCGAACCAAGUGAAAAACAAGUCCAGAGACCUCCUUAAAUGCUCUGCCCUCCAACCAUGCGUCCGGCCAGCCCCGCCGAAUCCGAGAUCUCCGUGGGUGGAGCCCCCAGCCCGCUGCCCACCCAGCACUCACUUCCGAACCCACAUCCGCAUCCGCUGCACCACCCCCGUGCCAGCACCAUCGAUCUCCUCCAGCAGCAGCAGCUGCUGAUGCAACAGCACGCUGCCGCGGCAGCUGCCGCCUUUGGACUGGGCCGCACUGCCGUCGGCGGCCUGCCGGAGGAUUACUUCCAGCCGCUGAAGCGCUUGCGCAUGUCCUCCUCGUCGUCGGAGCCACGUGAUCACACUCCCAGUCCUCCGGCUCCGGCUGCUGUUCCGGAAAACCCGACAGCCGGACAAACAAACACCAAAUCCGCCAUCGAAGGCGUCAAGAGCUUCUCCAUCGCAGAUAUCUUGGGUCAUUCGGAGAAGCAGCGUGAGGAGUCUGUGUCGCCCCCGCCGGCCUCGAAUCUGUUGGCUCCACCCGCCUCCCGACCGGCGCCUUCAGCCGGAGGACUACUGCAACCGCGAACCGAGCCCCUGGAUGUUCACCCGGCUGCAGCGGCCGCCAUGCUUUUACCCGGCGGACAAAUCGUGCGGCCCUGGGAUCACCUCCUGGGUCCAGCCAUGCCCGUUCGCCCCUUCAUUCCAUCCGCCCUGUUGCACUACGAGCAGCGUCUGGCCUUGGAUUACCACCGCCAGCUGCAGGAGCACUUCAAUGCCCAGGCCCAACUGCUGCGCCACAUGGGCAUGGAUAUCAUUCCGUCGGAGAGCGGCUCGGAUCGUUCUAGCUCCGCUGCCAGCGACUGCUGUUCUCCAGAGAUCGCCCGGGACUCGGCAGCUGCCGCUGCUGCAGCAUCCGCCGCUUCCGCCUCCCGGCACAGCCCCCAGUCUUCAGCGCAGCCCGGUGGAUCCGUCACUGCGGCCAGUCCCUCCCAGAGUGGGGCAGGCACAGCAGGAUCCGCUGCUGGAGCCAAUAAUGCAGCCGCCGUUGCCAAGGCCAAGGCCAAUGGCACACCAUUGGAUGCACUGUUCCAGAUGACCACCAAGGACUUUGAUGAGUCACAAGAUAAAUCCCAUCUGGACAUCUUCUCGAACCGACCGCAGCCCAAGAAGAAGCGCAAGUCGCGUACCGCCUUCACCAACCACCAGAUCUUUGAGCUGGAGAAGCGUUUCCUCUACCAGAAGUACCUGUCCCCAGCGGAUCGCGACGAGAUCGCCGCCUCCCUGGGCCUGUCUAACGCCCAGGUUAUCACCUGGUUCCAGAAUCGCCGGGCCAAGCAGAAGCGCGACAUCGAGGAGCUGAAGAAGGACUUCGACAGCGUCAAGGUCUUCUCCGCGCACAAGUCCUUCCUGGAGAACGUGAACGAUCUGAGCAUCCUGAAGAAGAAGCCCAUGCACGAGGCGGAUAUGGUGGGUCUGGCAGCUGCAGCAGCUGCUGCAGGAAUGGUGGCAGUACCAGUGCCAGGAUCUGCUCCCCUCGCUGGUGCCCCGCCCAAAUGAGGGCGUGGCCAGGUGCGCACCGAACCGCCAAGGCAACCUGAUGAUUGGUACAGAAAGUGAGCAACGAGGAGACGAGUAUUUUGUUUAAUUUUGUGUCGAGUGCCGGGGAACAGCUUCCCCUCUGAAGCAUUUGACGGCUAGAGGAAGUGGCAGGACAUCCUUACCAGCUUCCACUGCCAAUACAACUAAGUGGGCGAAAGGCUGAAUCAGAAGCCAGCCCCAAUCGGAAUAAAACCAGCCACCCAGACAGGACCAAGGCCGUUUGUGGCCAGAACAUGCUAGAACAGCCAUAACCGGAAACGGAAAUGGACAUGCAACCAGCCAGAACUAGGCUCGGACAGAGCCAGAGAA
This is a messenger RNA of Drosophila bipectinata, 2060 nucleotides long. It is a transcript of the gene lbe, whose product is annotated as ladybird early. Gene Ontology annotation, molecular function: DNA-binding transcription factor activity, RNA polymerase II-specific; sequence-specific double-stranded DNA binding. Gene Ontology annotation, cellular component: nucleus. Lineage: Eukaryota; Metazoa; Arthropoda; Insecta; Diptera; Drosophilidae. The record is from RefSeq and is a predicted model, not a curated record. Gene Ontology annotation, biological process: regulation of transcription by RNA polymerase II.